Dracunculus medinensis (Guinea worm) is the source of this 1098-nucleotide messenger RNA. The record is from the annotation of a GenBank genome assembly. NCBI's taxonomy places the organism in Eukaryota, Metazoa, Nematoda, Chromadorea, Rhabditida, Dracunculidae.
AUGAUCACUAAUGAAACGAGCAAAUCAUUAUCAAUUGGUCAAUUCCAAGCCGUUAAUUCAGCUCAGUUACAGUUCACUUGGAAUGCUGAAAUCGUUCACGUUGAAUAUCAGGGAGGUAUAUUGAAAUAUGGAUGGAAAAGUAAAAAGCAAUUAUCGAUAACGAUAUAUGGUGGAAAAUAUCCGCAAAAUAUUGACAAAAAAUUGUCAAAAAUUCUCCGAGACAUAGUUCGCAUCGAAGGAAUAGAUCCAGAAAGUUUCGUUAACUCGCUAGAAUCUGGAAGAAAUAAGCGGAUUGUCUUAAAUCCUGCUAAAUCCACGGUGCUCAAGCUAAUCACUGCUUUCUCAGAAAUGCGAGAACCGUCAAAAUUCACUGGCGAAAUUAUGAUCAAUGCAACAUUUGUACCACUUAAUUCUGCAAUGAAUGUUGAAACUCUGCAGGAAUAUUUAUAUACAGGCAGUUCGCUGGAGCUUAAAUCUGGCUUGAUAUAUUAUGAAGGAGGUGAAAAUAAAACCUUAAAGCCAGGUUCAAAACUUUUCUAUAGUGGAGACAAUGUACGGAUUUAUUCCCUUGCUAUGAAACCAUUGGAAAUUGCUGGCACAGAACUUGAGGUUGCUGUUGGCGAUAAUAGUGAAAUAAAUGUAAAAUUAUUUCGAGGCGCUGUGAAUGCAAAAUUUUUUAAACAUCAUCGAUCACUGAUUUUAUCGGAUGAAAAUCGAACAUUAACAUUGGAAGGAGGUUUUAUUCAACGCGUUGGAUAUGAGAAAUAUCGCUUUAGUAACAUCAAAGUCUCCAAUAAUAACGCUAAUAAAAUUAAUCAAAUAGAUUUAGCAAAACAAGCAUUAAUUAGCAGUAAUUCGCAAGGGAAUAUUGAAACCAUUUUGGAAAAUAUAGCCAAUUUUCUUGGUUCAGGCCAAUUUUCAAAUGAUGAACUCGGGAAGAUUGCUGCUCUUACUACUAACGUGGUUGGGGGCUUGGCAAGAUCAAUAAAUAUUGCAUUAACCAAUCCACUACAAUUUGAAAAGAAUAAUGCUUUAUUAAAUGAAGCUGAGAAUUAUGACGAUAUUUUCGGAGGCUUACCUUAUAAUCCAGGUGAGUGA